GUAGACACGCGAAAACCCGCCGGCCUACUACAAGUUCCAGCGAUGUCACGCCGCUUCGAGGUGCUCGCGGUGGACCUGGUCGGGCCCCUACCGGAGACACCUUCCGGCAAUAAAUGGAUCCUCAUAGUGGAGGACACCUGUACUAGAUGGGUUGAGUUAUUCGCCCUUUCAUCCGCUACUAGCGAAGAGUGCGCCAAAACACUGGUGAACGAGGUGUAUCUGCGUUAUGGGACGCCCAGAAGGCUCAUCAGUGAAGUUUGUGAGCGAAGUGAUGCAGCAGACGUGCUACGUCAUGGGCAUCAAGCAGGCCCUGACGUCAUUCUACCAUCCGGAGUCCAACCCCGUGGAGCGGAAGAACCGCGACCUUAAACCACAGCUUGCGAUUCUGGUUGGCAAGGAACACGAUUCCUGGGAUAGUCACCUUCCCGCUAUUCGAUUCGCUAUGAACUACGCGUUCACUGCAAGUACGGGGCAGUCCCCCGCUUAUCUUAACUUCGGGCGCGAGAUGCGCGCGCCCGCCGAUGUAUUGUCUGACAUGCGGGCCAUCGUCGAGAACGACAAUGUGGUCUUGUCGAUUACUCCGUUCCUCAGGAAGCUUUCAGCCGUGCUGCUCGAUGCACGGGAUGUGCACGAGAAAGCCCAGGAAGUCCAGAAGAAGUACGCCGAUGAGGGUCGUCGCCCCGCGCCGGACUACAAGGUAGGGGACCUCGUACUGCUUAAGACCCAGGGUCUUAACGAUACGAGCAAAGGGCAGACCCCGAAGUUCAUCCCUCGUCGCGACGGACCGUACCGUAUUCAGGAGGAGAUCGGUAGUACGACAUACGCUUUGGAGCGCAUAAGUGACGGCGUCUCGCUAGGGAGGUAUCACGUUUCGUUGUUGACGCCGUUCGUUGGCCCCAUCCAAGCUCCCAUUCAGGAGAAACGUAAGAGAGGAAGACCUCGCAAGGCUAACCCGGCUUCGGGGACGCAACGCCUGGGUUAGAGGGGGAGGAUGUAAGGCGAAACGAAGUCGAAUAAUCGCGCCACGACCGCGCGAGCUCUAGGACACUCGUGGUAUUCCGCGGCACUUCGUACUCGCUCGGCUCUCCACGCCGCCCGCGCCCCGCGGUCGGCCAGUCGCAGGCUAUCACGCGCCGACUACGCGUCGUUUUCGCGAAUAAUUAAUAUCUUCCGUGUCCCACACCUCUUCUUCUGUGCUGAUGAUUGUUAUUAAGUUAGAACU
Ostrinia furnacalis (Asian corn borer) is the source of this 1222-nucleotide messenger RNA. RefSeq lists its product as uncharacterized. The transcript has 2 exons. The coding region runs from base 227 to 982 and encodes 251 amino acids. The record is from RefSeq and is a predicted model, not a curated record. NCBI's taxonomy places the organism in Eukaryota, Metazoa, Arthropoda, Insecta, Lepidoptera, Crambidae. Gene Ontology annotation, molecular function: nucleic acid binding.